This is a messenger RNA of Musca vetustissima, 1167 nucleotides long. Its product is annotated as UNC93-like protein MFSD11. The record is from RefSeq and is a predicted model, not a curated record. NCBI's taxonomy places the organism in Eukaryota, Metazoa, Arthropoda, Insecta, Diptera, Muscidae. The transcript has 4 exons. The coding region runs from base 1 to 1155 and encodes 384 amino acids.
AUGUACUCAUUUUGGGCUUUGGCUUUAUGUUCGUCUUUACAUCGUUCCAAACGAUGGGCAACAUUGAGAUUCUUUAUGGUUACGUUCCUCUUCCCCAGUACCUGGCUGCUGUACGUGGCCAGUGCCCUAUUGGGUGCUGGUGCUGCAAUCACCUGGACCGGCCAGGGAAGUUUCUUGGCACGUUGCAGUGAUUCUGGAAAUAUCUCACGAAAUUCGGGUAUAUUUUGGGCCCUACUACAGUGCAGUAUGUUCUUUGGCAACCUGUUCGUCUACUAUCAAUUCCAAAAUAAGGAUCACAUUGACUCACAGACCCGUUCGCUGGUUAUUGGGGUGCUAAUUGGUGUGGCCGUAUUGGGUGUUAUCUUCUUGGCAACUUUACGUUAUGUUCCGGACAAUUCAAGUGUUGAUACGGAGUUGCGACAACCGCAAACACCAUGGGAUAGUGCCCGUGUGGCAUUCCGUUCCGCCGGACAAUUGUUUAUGACGCGAGAUAUGUUGCUGCUUAGUAUGGCCUUUUUGUAUACGGGUUUCGAACUCUCCUUCUUCAGUGGCGUCUAUGGUCCAUCGAUUGGCUUCACCAAGAAAAUCUCCGAUACACCGAAGGAGAUAAUGGGUUUGGCUGGCAUUUGCAUUGGUGUGGGCGAAGUUUUCGGUGGCAGUCUUUUCGGCAUUUUGGCUUCGAAAACAACCCGUUACGGCCGUGACCCGAUUGUCAUUGCCGGCUAUUUCAUCCAUAUGGUAGCAUUCCUAUUGAUUUUCUUCAAUUUACCCGAUAGUGCUCCGUUCAAUGAUACCGAUGACAUUUCCUUCUUUGAUCCACCACGUACAUGGAUUGCUCUGUUGUGCGCCUUCCUAUUGGGUUUGGGUGAUGCCUGCUUUAAUACACAAAUCUAUUCGAUGUUGGGUGGUGUGUUCGUUAAGAAUUCCGUUGGAGCAUUUGCUUUGUUUAAAUUUACACAGUCCGUUGCCGCUGCCAUUAGCUUCUUAUAUUCCUCGCAUUUGGGUUUGAGAGCCCAACUGGGUAUACUUGUCGUCUUUGGUACCAUCGGUGCAGCCUGUUUCUGUAUUGUGGAAUGGGCCGCCAAAAGACGGGCACGUGAAGAAUCUCAAGAUGUAUCCGAAAUCUCAGCAUCGAUAUCAUCGUUGGAUAAAUAAGAAUACGAGAUG